AAAAAAAAUAAUAAUAAUAUUUUAUAUAUAAAUACUUUCAUUAUUAUUAUUAUCUUCAUCUUUUUUCUUCUUCUUUUCUUUAUUAACAUAUUCGUUACAUUAUUUACAAUGGCUCCAGCAGUAAAUGGAAAUUCAGCUUCUGAGACUAACCCUUAUUCUGGUUUUGAUCACCUUCGAUUUACAGUUAUGAAUGCUAAACAAGCAGCUUCCUUUUAUUGCACUAGAUUAGGUUUUAAGCAUAUUGCUUAUCGUGGCCUUGAAACUGGCUCUCGAGAAACGGCUUCUCAUGUAGUUAAACAAGGUGAUGCUAUCUUUGUCUUUGAAAGCCCUAUCCAUCCUACUGCUCAAAGAGAGAUGGCUCAAGAAAUUUCUGUUCGAGGCGAUGGUGUUAAAGAUAUUGCUUUUAAUGUCAAGGAUUGUCGAGCUGUAUACAAUAAAGCAAUUGAUAGAGGUGCUAAAUCGAUCAAGGAACCAGAAGAAAUAACCGAUGAAGAUGGUACAGUGGUCAUUGCUACCUUGGCAACAUAUGGUGAUGUUCAUCAUACUUUGAUUGAACGUAAAAAUUAUAAAGGUCUUUUUUUACCAGGUUAUAAAUCUUCUUUUGAAGUAUUAAGAUACAAAGAUCCUCUUGAAGAUGUAUUACCACCUGUUCCACUUGGAUUUAUCGAUCAUAUCGUAGGCAAUCAACCAGAUGGGCAAAUGAAUCCUAUCGCUGACUUUUAUGAAAAGGCCUUUGAUUUCCAUCGAUUCUGGUCAGUAGAUGAUAAACAAGUCUUUACAGAGUAUAGUGCACUUAGAUCAGUUGUCAUGGCAGAUCCUGAGGAACGUAUCAAGGUCCCUAUCAAUGAACCCGCUGUCGGUCGUAAGAAAUCUCAAAUUCAAGAAUUUGUCGAUUUCUAUGGUAGUGCAGGUGUUCAACAUAUCGCUAUCAAUACAAAUGACAUUAUCACAUCUGUCACCAACAUGAAGGCACGUGGUUGUGACUUUUUAACCAUUCCUUCUAAUUACUAUGAUUCCUUACGCACUAAACUUGUCACUCAUAAUAAAGUAGCCAAACGACCUAUCGUAGAAGAUUUAGAUGUAUUGCAAAAAUUGAAUAUUUUAGUCGAUUAUGAUGAAAAUGGUUAUUUAUUACAAAUCUUCACAAAACCACUUGAAGAUCGUCCUACUGUAUUUGUCGAAAUCAUUCAACGAAAUAAUCAUAACGGCUUUGGUGCAGGCAACUUUAAAAGUCUUUUUGAAAGUUUAGAAAUUGAACAAGCAUUACGUGGUAAUUUGACAGAUAUGGAGUCUGUCGUUGAAAAUAAAUAGUAGUCGUGUAGCUGCUUAAUAAUUGAAAAAAAAAAAAAAACGUAUUUUUUAUUUUAUUUUAUUUUAAUAAUGAAUUCUAUUUUGUAAUGCUCUUGUAUCUACAUAUUCCAAAUCUACAACU
Messenger RNA from Cokeromyces recurvatus, 1432 nucleotides. RefSeq names its product 4-hydroxyphenylpyruvate dioxygenase. The record is from RefSeq and is a predicted model, not a curated record. The transcript is spliced from 5 exons. Gene Ontology annotation, biological process: L-tyrosine catabolic process. Bases 109 to 1311 code for a protein of 400 amino acids. Gene Ontology annotation, molecular function: 4-hydroxyphenylpyruvate dioxygenase activity. NCBI's taxonomy places the organism in Eukaryota, Fungi, Mucoromycota, Mucoromycetes, Mucorales, Mucoraceae.